AUGUUUAACAUUUCUCCUAACAUUUAUUAUUGUUAUCGGAAGUUAUACCGCCGCCAUCAUUGUCUCCUACUCCACCAGCCGGUAGAAGGAAUAUUGCCAGGAACGAAGAGUAACACAUCUCGAACAAUCAAUAUAGUUGUGGCAGCUAUUGUUUUUGUGGUUUUAAUAAUCUGUGUCAGUAUCUAUUUAAGAGUGAAAAAGCGAAGGAAGAAAGUUGAAAUUGCGGAUGAAGUUAUUAGUGCUGAAUCAUUGCAAUUCGACUUUGCUACAAUUAGAGUUGCUACAAAUAAUUUUUCAGAUGCAAAUAAGCUUGGGCAAGGUGGGUUUGGUGCUGUUUACAAGGGUAUACUACCAAAUGGACAUGAAAUAGCUGUGAAAAGGUUGUCUAGUGGUUCUAGACAAGGCAAUCAAGAAUUUAAGAAUGAGGCCUUCAUAGUGGCUAAGCUUCAACAUCGUAAUUUAAUUAGGCUCUUAGGUUUCUGCUUGGAAAGAAAUGAAAGGCUUCUCAUCUAUGAGCUCAUGCCUAAUGCAAGCCUCGAUCACUUCCUAUUUGAUCCAAAUAAACGUUUACAUUUGGAUUGGGAGAAGCGCCACAAAAUCCUAAUAGGCAUUGCUCGAGGGCUUCUUUAUCUUCAUGAAGAUUCUCAAUUUCGUAUUAUACAUCGUGAUAUCAAAGCUGGUAAUAUUCUAUUAGAUUCAGAGAUGAAUCCCAAAAUUUCAGAUUUUGGCAUGGCUAAAUUGUUUGCACUAGAUCAAACUCAUGGAAAUACGAGAAGAAUCGCUGGAACUUAUGGAUAUAUGGCUCCAGAGUACGCAAUGCAUGGACUCUUCUCAGUAAAAUCUGAUGUUUUCAGCUAUGGUGUAUUAGUUUUGGAGAUGAUGUCUGGGCAGAAAAGUAGUUAUUUCCGUUUAAGAGGAAAUGUAGAAGAUCUUCUCAGCUUUGCAUGGCGAAAUUGGAGGGAAGGCAUGUCAUCAAAUCUUAUUGAUCCUACAUUGAGAGCUAGUUCAACAUAUGAAAUAAUGCGAUGCAUUCACAUAGGAUUGCUAUGUGUUCAAGAAAAUGUAGCUGACAGACCAACUAUAGCUUUAGUCAUUUUAAUGCUUAAUAAUCAUAUCACUUUAUCGGUGCCUUCACGGCCUGCAUUUUUUAUGCACAACACCAUUGAAUCAAACAUAUCACCAGACGGAUUCUUCCAAGCAGCAACAAAUGAGGCCUCAAUCAGUGAGUUAUAUCCUCGCUAG
Messenger RNA from Corylus avellana, 1242 nucleotides. Its product is annotated as cysteine-rich receptor-like protein kinase 44. Gene Ontology annotation, molecular function: ATP binding; protein serine/threonine kinase activity. Gene Ontology annotation, cellular component: plasma membrane. The record is from RefSeq and is a predicted model, not a curated record. Gene Ontology annotation, biological process: protein phosphorylation. NCBI's taxonomy places the organism in Eukaryota, Viridiplantae, Streptophyta, Magnoliopsida, Fagales, Betulaceae.